This is a messenger RNA of Pseudophryne corroboree (corroboree frog), 4568 nucleotides long. Its product is annotated as alpha-2-macroglobulin-like. The record is from RefSeq and is a predicted model, not a curated record. Lineage: Eukaryota; Metazoa; Chordata; Amphibia; Anura; Myobatrachidae. Gene Ontology annotation, cellular component: extracellular region. Bases 126 to 4418 code for a protein of 1430 amino acids. The transcript is spliced from 36 exons. Gene Ontology annotation, molecular function: endopeptidase inhibitor activity.
AAAUAUUUGCUCUAUGGGGGAUAGUUUUACUGAAGUGUACUAUUGACAUGGAUGUGUGACCAAAAUAUAACAUAAGGCAGUCAGAUACAGGGCACACAUCACUAGCUUGUCUCUCAUCCUACACAAUGGUGUCCUGCGUCUUGUGUCUGGGGCUGAUCCUCCUGCACAUCUCUGGGACUGUGGAAGCAAAACCGCACUAUGUGAUCACCGUUCCUGCACAGUUAGUGCAGGGAUCGCAGCAGAAAGCCUGCGUGACCUUCCUUGAUCUGGAUGAAGUGAUUGACGUUAGACUGGAACUACAGAAAGAUGAAAAAGUUCAGGUUGUUGCUGAGCAGAAAAUAAACACCCCGGAAUAUUCCCAAUGUUUCUCUUUCAAGGUCCCUGUGGUGGUGGUAGAAGAUUGGUCAGUCUGGUUGUUCCGUGUAUCUGCACAUGGGAAACACUUAAAUGUCAAUGAGACCAAGAAGAUAUUAAUACAUAAAGCAUAUGAACGGUGUCUCGUUCAGACGGAUAAAGACACAUACAAGCCGGGUGAUACAGUGAAGUUUCGGUUUUUAACUGUGGACUACCAAUUCCAUGCAUCAGAGAGAAAGUAUGCAACGGUUGAGCUAAAGGACCCAAAUGGUAGCCGUAUUGGACAGUGGCUGAAUGUGUCUUCUAAUCAUGGUUUUGCUGAUUUUGGUUUUCCUUUGGCAAAUGAGCUAACUCUCGGAGUAUAUAGAAUUAAAUCAACCGAUGGAUGUGAAACAGAAUUUACUGUCUCUGAAUAUGUGCUGAAAAGAUUUCAGUUACAAAUCAACUUGCCGCCCAAUGUAACUUUGGCAGAUAAAUCCUUUCUCCUGGAAUCUUGUGGCAGUUACACCUAUGGAAAGCCAGUAGAGGGCUCUGUUGAUUUUAUAAUCUGUCCUAGAGCAAUUGCUAACAUCUGGCAAUGGGGCUAUCAACCCAUUAGUAACAAUGAAGAACAUAACAAAAAAUGCCUCCAAAUAAAAGAUGUGAAGACUGAUAACAAAGGAUGUCUGUCCAGGGAGAUCAACCUCAGUUUUUUCAAUUUCUCAACCUCAGAUCGCAAAAUGUAUUUAACAAUUUCAGCUUCACUAACAGAAGACGGCACAGGUCACACUGAGAGAGCAUCAAAUAACCUCAUGCUCGGGAAUUAUAGGAAAUUACAAUUUGUGGAUACUGGAGAGUUUUACUAUAGAGGUAUUCCAUUCCAAGGCAAGGUAAAAGUAGUUGAUGAGAAAAAUCAUCCCAUGGCUAAUGAAGUUUUAUCAGUUCGUGUGCAGCAAAAUCUUCGUCAGAUCCCAAAUGUGGUGACGGACAAAAAUGGAUUUGCUCAUUUUACACUUAACACCUCUAGAUGGAGCAGCUAUGUGUCCUUAGCGAUAACACUUUCAUCAGCUGAUAAUGAUGACGAUAAUGACUAUAGAUAUGCAAUGCACAUCAGUAAUUGGCUUUUACCCUUUUACUCUGAGAGUAACAGCUUUCUGACUCUAGAACAAAUUUCAGACCAAGUCUCGUGCGACUCUGAUCUAUCGGUGAAUGUGCAAUAUGACAUCAAUAAGAGCAGCCUGGAUCCUAAAUCUGAUCAUCUCACGUUCUUCUACUAUCUGCUGUCUAAAGGGGGAAUCACUUCUUACAAACAAUAUAAACUAAACCUUAAAGAGCAAGCAAAUAGCCCAACACUGCAUGGAUCUUUCCCAAUACAGAUCCAUGUAGAUUCUGAUCUUUUCCCUGCGGUACAUAUCCUUAUUUUCUCUGUAUUGCCCAAAGGAGAGACUAUUGCAGGGAGAGCAAUAUACAACAUUGCAGGUUGUUCCAAGACCAAGGUGCAACUCAGUUUCUCAGAAGCUCAGGUCCGUCCUGGGGAUAAGGUGAAUCUAAAGCUUACAGCCGAGUCUGAAACCUUGUGUUCCGUGCGAUCUGUGGAUAAAGGGUUUUUACUUCACAAAGCUCAUGAGGACACCUCAUUGCUGACAGAUUUUACAAGGAGAUUAUCAGAGACAUUUACUUCAGGUCAAUAUCGCCAUCCUAAUUUGAUAUGGGACCCAGUAUAUCACCGAUGCCAAGAAAAUGAGACUGUUGUACAGGAGGAUUAUUCCCUGACUGAGGUCUCUGCUUUGUUUGAGGCACACAAUCUAAAAGUAUUUACCAACACACAGAUAAAGAGACCAGUGAGAUGUGCUGCAGCAUAUAUCCGUGCCCGCUCUUCAGUGCAAAUGAAAAAAAUUAAAACUGAAGGAAAAGGUCAAGAGCUGAAGAAGCAUCUCGCAAGAACAAACUUCCCUGACACCUGGUUAUUUGACUUAGUUUCUGUAGGCCCAGAGGGACACACAGUACUGAACCUGACUACCCCAGACAGUAUCACUAAGUGGGAAACUGAUGCAUUUUGUAUAGGGAAGUCUGGACUUGGUGAGAUAAAGAAUGUUGGGUUCACCACCUUCAAACCUUACUUCAUUGACCUGAUAUUACCCUACUCUGUGGUACAAGGAGAGAAAUUUACAAUCAAGGCCCUGGUCUUCAGCUACAAGAAGAACUGUAGUCUGGUGGUGGCUUCACUGUCUGAUUCAAAUGAUUUCACAACAGUCCAAAGCAAGGAGCAGGCCAGAUGUGUCUGUGAAGGCCACUCGACCCACUUUACCUGGAAUGCCACAGUCUUAAAUCUAAAGAACUUAAAGAUCCAUGUGAGCAGUGGAUCCCUGCAGGUCAUUGGAACAUGUACUGCAGAUCCACUUUUGUUGGGAAAGGAUCACAGAGAAGACUCUAUUGAGAAAACUAUUGUGGUCAAGGCUAGAGGACACGAAGAACAAAAGACAGAAACUUAUAUUAUAUACCCAGCACAUAACAGUGAGAAAAUCCAAGUUUCUUUCCAAGUUCCAGACAGAAUGGUGCCAGGCUCGGAACGUGCCCACAUCAUUGUACUGGGUGAUCUCAUGGCCAAUUUUAUCAUUAAUUUGGACGAUAUGCUUCAUAUGCCAGAAGGGUGCGGGGAGCAGAACACAGCAAAGCUUCUAAGAAAUGUUUACUCACUGCAGUACUUACAGAGUACCAAAGAACUAACACCCCAAACCCAAAAAAAGAUUGUGGAAUCCUUAAUUCAAGGCUACCAAACAGUACAGAUAUCUAAAAAUGAAGACAACGCUUAUUCAUUGCAUCGAGGUUCUCCAUCAAAUUUAUGGCUCACAGCCUAUGUAGUAAAGUUUUUUAGCAGCGCUCAAGGAUUGAUCUACAUAGAUGAGACUCAAGCUCAGCAAGCUGUGACAUGGUUGAACAGUCGACAGUUACCCAAUGGCUGUUUUGACGGCGAGGAGUCUUACUUUAAUAAUGACGUACAGGUAGAUAAAGAAGUGACACGAGCUGCUUACAUCCUCAUCUCACUGCUGGAGCAUCCCCAGGCCUACAGCGCAAACAUUGUGGAGAAUGCAUUGAAGUGUUUGAAGAAUGAAGCACACAGUGUUACAACUACCUUUACCCAGGCUCUUCUGGCCUAUGCCUUCACUCUGUCAGGAGACAGUGAACUGAGACAGGAGACACUGGAGCACUUGGAGAAGGCUGCUAUAAAGAAAGAUGGAUUUAAACAUUGGCAAAGAAACAUGUACAAUCAAGAAGACAUUGAGACAACUUCCUAUGUUGUUCUGGCUUUACUUUCUAAAAAAACAAUAACCCAGAGGGAUCUUGAGGAGAGCGCAGAUAUUGUUCGUUGGCUUUUGACAAAGCAGAAACCACGGGGAGGAUUCGGCUCCUCUCAGGACACUACAGUAGCUCUUCAAGCUCUGGCUAAAUAUGCCCAGACCAUGCACCAUAAGAAGGGAGAUGCAACGGUGACAGUUGAGUCAAAGUCUGGGUUUUAUAAAGAGAUUCAUGUGGAUAAAAGUAACAGCCUUCUCCUACAAACAGUAGACCUGCCAGAGUUCCCUGGAGAAUACACAGUGACUGUCACAGGAAACGGCUAUGUCUAUGUACAAUCACACCUGCAUUACAGCAGUCUUCCUGUCAAAUCUGAUGCCUACUUCGUCCUCAAUGUAAGCUCUGAGCCAGCCAUCUGCACUCACGAGGGACAAACAAGUUUUGAGGUCCACGUGGAUGUACGAUACUCAGGAGGACGUGCCGAGACCAACAUGGCUUUGAUUACGGUGGAGUUUCUGUCCGGGUUUCACUCUGAUGAGACAAGCGUAAAUAAGUUGAGGAAGAAUCCUGCAGUAGAUAGAACAGAGGUCUCAGCGGAUAAAGUCACCAUUUACCUGACCAAGCUCACUCAUGUAACAGAGAGAUUUGCUUUUGGCAUGACCAAAGAAACACAUGUGGAAAAUCUGCAGCCCGCAAAUGUCAUAGUUUAUGAUUAUUAUGUUCCAGAUGAAAACACUGUGGCAGAGUAUAAUUCUUGCAGUGCAGGGUUUGAAAAAGACAAAUCCCACUAAUCAGUGAAGAUAUCACAUGGUGUCCUCCAUGCCACAGAAUACAUGCAGUCUAUCUUCAAAUACUGUAGAUGAGAAGAGAUUCCCAUCAUUAACACUGGCUGAUUAAUAGUUUAUUUUAAUACAAUAUUCAAUAAACAAUACUCAACCUAC